AUGCUCCUUUAUUCCUCCCUUACAGCAUGGGGCUUUACUGCUUAUGCCUUCGUCUUUCUUGCGAAGCCUGCGGUUGCAGAUGUCUUCAGUGAUCCGGAUGUUUCGGGGCAACAAUGGAUAUUUGACACGAUCAAUAUAGCAGGAGUGUGGGAACAAGGGAUUUUUGGGAAAGGCGUUAGGGUUCGAGUGAAUGAUCAGGGCGUUGACUCGAGUCAUGAUGAGUUUUUCGGUCGCUUUGACGUAGGUGGAUCCUGUGGUCUGUACGAAGCACCAUAUGACGAAGAAAAGCAAGAGUUCUAUCAACAUGGAACUAAAGUGGCAUCAAUAUUAGGUGCUGGUGGGAAUAAUGACGGAUGUUCGGUUGGGGUUGCUCCAGGAGUUACUUUGUCAUCGUGCGUCUCAACAACGACUCCCAAUACAGACGAAACUGCACAAGAUGGGACUUGGCUUUCGCACAAACUUGAUGACAUGGAUAUUUCCAACAAUUCUUACGGCACCAUUCCCUGCAUCAGUGCGGAAACCUUCACGAUAUCCGACAUGUUUGAAGAUGUGGACGAAUGCCCAUUCGCAGACCGGCCUGAAGAAUAUAUCUACCGUGGCGAGGAGAUGAGUUUUGAUCACCCAUGCAACGUCUGCACUUUCCCUUCGGACAGCAUUUCCGACAGCUGUGCAAUGGCGAUAUACGACCAUUGUUCUUUGUAUUACGAAUGGGACAGAGACACGUGCAUCAACCUUUUGGACGGUCUAACAAGAAGUGGUCAAUGCUCGUUUCUCAGUGAAGAUGAAACAAUAGUUAGAUCCCUGGAACGGGGUGCGGAACGAGGACGAGAUGGAAAAGGAAUUAUAUACGUUUUCUCAUCAGGAAACAACCUCGCAUUUGGCUCUGACACCAACUUGUCUGCAAGGUGGCAAUCACGAUUCAUCAUAUACGUUGGAUCUGUAGGCAGAGAUGGCCUACAUACUCAGUACUCCACUCCCGGGGCUUCCUUGUUUGUCGUAGCACCAAUCGGUGAUCGGGACGACCCUUUGACGAUAGUCACAGCCCGUGCUGGAGGAGGUUGCCAAACGACCGGAUCCGGAACCAGUUUCUCGGCUCCCAUUGUUUCUGGAGUUAUUGCACUCAUGCUUGAUGCUAAUCCGCGCUUAAGUUGGCGUGACGUUCAAGGGAUUAUUGCAACUACUUCGAGAUCUGUCACGCACUCUAUCUACGACGACGAAUCACAGGUCGUAAAUGAUGCUGGUUUGAGACAUUCGCAUCUAUAUGGUUUCGGUAUUGUUGAUGCUCUAGCAGCGGUAACAGCCGCUCAAAAUUGGGAAUCAUACGGAGAUGAAGUUGUAGUUACAGAACGUUCAAAUGUAAUCGACUUGACCAUCGGCGACAACCCUGACGACCCCACUUUUGCGCAGCUAUCUAUCGCUGAUCGAGGUAACUCCAACUUCCUUGUCGAAAAUGUGGAGGUAUACGUUUAUCUCAGGCAUUUAUCAAGAGGACACCUAAAGAUUACCCUCACGUCCCCUCGCGGCACUGUCUCGGAAUUGACACCAGGAUCCCGCCCCGAGAAUGGACAAGAUGGGCAACCUUGGAUCUUGAGAACUGUACGAUCAUGGGGUGAAAGUGCCGAAGGAACUUGGUCCUUAUCGGUUGCGGAUACAAAAGAAGGAGACGUCAGUUCAUGUGUUGACAUUUUUGACUGGCAAGUCGAAGGCUCUUACUACACGCAUGACUGUAAUUUGAUUGAACGGAUUCCUGAUCUUCACGAUCAAGAGGAGGCUGAUUGGCUGAGAUUUCUCUUUACUGAUAAAGAGAUUAUGGAUGCUUGCUGUGUCUGUGGAGGUGGAAAUGGCUCUGGAUCAGGCUGCGCUGACGAAGACGGCGCAGAUGAAACGUGCAGCGAGGUAGAGUUUUGGAAAGUAUGCAGCAACGGAAGCUUGGGCGAUUACUACGAGCGUUUCGAUCUUAAGGACAAUCAAGGUCGUACGGUGUGGGAUGCUUGUUGCAUUGCCGGAGGUGGCAACGUCUACAGCGAUCCUGAUUCCUUCAGAGACAGGCUAGUACGUUGGGAGCUUCGUGUGUACGGUCAUGAGGAAGCGAUUCCAACUCAGCCUCCAACUAGACAACCCACACCAAAUCCAACUAGACAACCUAUACCACGGCCAGUAAGCGAGCCAACAAGAGGACCAACACGACCUCCAACUAGGUCUCCAACAAACCCUCCUGUAGGAACUCCAACAACGAGCCCAACAGAUCGUCCAAGUGGACAAGCGGCACAACCUUCUUCGAAUCUACCUUGUGUGUCGGAAAGUUCGAGCCUGCCAUUCGGGCUCUGUUUUGGUGAUUGCGAUACAGAUAUGGAGUGCCAAGACGGACUGAUUUGUUUCCAAAGAAAUAGUUUCGAAUCGGUUCCGGGAUGCUCGUGUGGGGAGACAAGAGAGAGUUUGACUGACUUUUGUAUAUCCGCACCGGAGCCUGAAGUGACAGAGACCAACGACCUGCCAUUGGCUUUAUGCCAUGGUGAUUGCGACACUUCCCUGGAUUGUCAGCCUGGACUCGUAUGUUAUCAAAGAAACGCUUUCGAUCCGGUUCCAGGUUGCUCUGGUGGUGAAGACGUUUCAUCAAGCACGGACUUUUGUGUCAAAGACGUUUAUGCAAAGGAUCCAACGGGAACGCCAACGGAUUCUCCUUCAAAGCAGCCAACCAGGUUGCCAUCAAAGCCUCCCAUAGGAACGCCUACUAGGUCUCCAUCAAAGCCACCCAUAGGCACGCCAACAACGGAUCCAACAACUCGACCAAGUGGACAAGCGGAUCAACCUUCUUCAGACCUACCCUGUGUGUCGGAAAGUUUCAACUUUCCCUUGCAGCGCUGUUUUGGUGAUUGCGAUACAGAUAUGGAAUGCCAAGAUGGUCUAGUUUGCUUCCAACGAGAUAGUUUCGAAUCGGUUCCGGGGUGUUCUUGUGGGGAGUCAGUCGAGAGUUUAACUGACUAUUGUGUAUUCCCACCGGGUCCUCAAGAAGUGGAUGAGACCAACGACUUUCCUCUUGGGCUCUGUGAGGGAGAAUGUGACACAGAUUUCGAUUGUAGCGACGGACUUGUAUGUUAUCAAAGAAAUGCUUACGAGCAGGUUCCGGGUUGCCUUGGUGGGGAAGAUGAUUCCUCGAACAGCGACUUCUGUAUCAAGGAAGUACUCUUUGUGGUACCAGUGCCAAUAGGAUCUCCUUCUGGAAGUGAUCCGGGGGUUACUCUACAGCAGACCGAGCCUCCUACCCCUUCCGUUACUGUUUCUCUGCCGGUGAACGCAGCCGAUAGUAGUUCUGCAAAAGCAAAGAUGUUGUGCGUUUGGGGAACAAUGUUGGCAAUCAUAUGUGCGUUUGUUGUAGUCUAA
Cylindrotheca closterium is the source of this 3381-nucleotide messenger RNA. The record is from the annotation of a GenBank genome assembly. Lineage: Eukaryota; Bacillariophyta; Bacillariophyceae; Bacillariales; Bacillariaceae.